Archocentrus centrarchus (flier cichlid) is the source of this 1728-nucleotide messenger RNA. It is a transcript of the gene stard3nl, whose product is annotated as STARD3 N-terminal like. Gene Ontology annotation, molecular function: cholesterol binding. The record is from RefSeq and is a predicted model, not a curated record. Gene Ontology annotation, cellular component: endoplasmic reticulum-endosome membrane contact site; late endosome membrane; lysosomal membrane. The transcript is spliced from 9 exons. Gene Ontology annotation, biological process: cholesterol transport. The coding region runs from base 299 to 1000 and encodes 233 amino acids. Lineage: Eukaryota; Metazoa; Chordata; Actinopteri; Cichliformes; Cichlidae.
UUCGUUUUAAUGCGGCGCCUUCCAUCCUGUCCUAGCAGACAAGGAGGAAACAGAUGAGCUGUUCGCUCCGCUAAGGUUGCUGUGUGUCUGUUGAAGUCCUCCGGAUGACAGCAAAUUAAAAAACAAAAUACCUGAAGGAGCGAGUUUUAGAGAUGCAGUGAUGCUUUUAACCUCCACACAGUGAGUCCGCAUCAACGACACCAGCCUCGCUUCCAGGUCCAAUGACCCUCCACCUCUGACUCUUUCCUAACGUUGACCAGUGGGCGGGGCCGGCCCUGCCCAGGGGCCGUGGUUAGCGAUGGACAGCCAAGGCGGCAGCGACAGCAUCGAUUCGCAGCUGCCUGUCAGAAGGCUCACGGGGUCUGUCAACUCCACAGCCAUCUCCGUGAGGGUGGAAGCAUAUGAAGUCGGAGAGAAGAAAUGCAUCUCAGAUGUGAGGAGGACCUUCUGCCUCUUCGUCACCUUUGACCUCUUGUUCAUCACAAUGCUCUGGAUCAUAGAACUCAAUGUAAACGGCGGCAUUCAGAAUCAGCUGGAAAAAGAGGUCCUGCACUACGACUACCACGCCUCCUUCUUCGACAUUUUUCUGCUGGCAGUCUUCAGGUUCGCCGUCCUCAUCCUGGCCUACGCCGUCUGUAAGCUUCGUCACUGGUGGGCCAUCGCGAUCACCACCGCAGUCAGCUGCGCCUUCCUGAUUGCUAAAGUCAUUUUAUCAAAGCUGCUGUCUCAGGGGGCCUUUGGGUACCUGCUGCCCAUCAUCUCCUUCGUGUUGGCCUGGAUAGAAACGUGGCUGCUCGACUUCAAGGUCCUGCCUCAGGAGGCCGAAGACGAAAACAGACAUCAGUCCGUCAUGGAUGCCACACAGAGGGCUCCUCUCAUGGGUCCGGGUCCUUUAUCUGAUGGACAGUUCUACUCCCCGCCGGAGUCUUUGGCAGACUCUGAUGAGGAACUGGAUGAUAAACAUGAAUGUGAAAAAGGGCUCAUCACAAAAGUGGCUUAACAGGAUCUGUGCUUCUGAAGAUGGAGGGAUUUUUCUUUCCUCCUGCUCCCGUUGUGCUACUGAGGGGGAAACUUCUGCCUUACACCUUCAGCCAUUUUAGUUUGUAUUUGUUCAUAUCCACGAAUGCCACGCUCUGAUAUCAGCCUUCUGCAGGUACUCUGGAGGUCCUUAUCAGUAUCCAGCCAUAAUUCAAACUAUUAUGGACAUUUUAAAACUUUUAAUUAUUCAUUUUUGAUUUUUUUUUUUUUUUAAUGGGUAUUAAUGUCUUUUUUUCAGCAUAACGUUUACUUAAAUCAUUUUCUCAUGUUUGGGUUGAGUCACUGCAAAGGAAAAUGAGCUCUUGGACUCCACACAAAGGAUUGUUUGGCCAGUAUUGAGCUUACAGACCAGAUUGUAGCAAAAGGAGACAAAGUCAAACUCUUAAAAUUGUUCAUGAUUACUUCAAUGUCUUAAAAGUUUGCAUGGAAUAACAUUAUAACAGAUCGAGAUCCAAACGAUACAUUUUCUUUCAAAAGAGAUUGAAGAGUUGUAUUUUAAAACGAGCCAUAAAUCUGCAGCAUUUACACGUGAAGAUUUGGGUUUAGUGAACGCUGCUCUUUAAAAGCUGCUGACGGCGAGAGAAGAGUUGAAAUGGAAGUGUAGAUAUCUUUAUGCAUGCUUUGCAAGCCCAGUGGUAUUUUUUUUUUCAUUAAAAGCCUGUAUAACAAUCAUUAAAAUGUUAAAGGUUG